Molecule: messenger RNA, 562 nt
Organism: Hyla sarda
Lineage: Eukaryota; Metazoa; Chordata; Amphibia; Anura; Hylidae
Product: SH2 domain-containing protein 1B-like
Exons: 4
Source: RefSeq, a predicted model, not a curated record
AUGGAUCUGCCAUUCUACCACGGAAACAUAAACAAAAAAACUUGUGAAAAACUUCUUCUCCGAAGAGGAAAGAAUGGAUGUUAUUUGCUGAGAGACAGUGAAUCUGUUCCCAGAGCCUUGUGCCUUUGUUUAUUGUAUGGAAGACUGAUUUAUACUUACAGAAUUUUUCAAGAUAUCAAUGGGCUUUAUAUGGUUCAGGCAGCAAAAGGUGUUCAAGAAAAGUUAUUUACAAAUCUCAGGGACCUCAUUUCCAAUUAUGAAAAAUCUAAUCAGGGAUUGGUUCAUAAUCUGGUAUAUCCUGUCAACAAAGAGCCAUGUGAGCAGACAACCCUUCUACGAAAAGAUUCAAUGAACAUUAUUUUUUCAUAAUUAUAUAAAUUUUUUACAGAGAUCGAUGACAAAGAGUAUGUGGAUGUCCUACCUUCUUAAACGUCAACCAGAUGGAUGUGCAUCAUAUAAGGCAUUUAAAGAAUUUUAAAAAAGGUUGUGGUUCCAAUAUGCAUAACAAACUUUUCAUUAAAUCAACCUUACCAAUUCCUUUAAGAUCUUCUGCCAGUAUCAC